This is a messenger RNA of Camellia sinensis, 976 nucleotides long. NCBI's taxonomy places the organism in Eukaryota, Viridiplantae, Streptophyta, Magnoliopsida, Ericales, Theaceae. The record is from RefSeq and is a predicted model, not a curated record.
AAAGGGAUCUUCAAAUGCAGCAAUGCGUACACCAACCAAGUUUGUUUUCACCAACUUAUUAGCAAUGCUGGAUUUUAUGAUAUUGGUUGAGUCACAUAGGAAGGCUGCUGCUGCAACUGCCUCUGGUAAAUUUAAAGAGGAAAUAAUCCCCGUGGAUACCUAGAUUGUUGAUCCAAAAACUGGAGAUGAGAAACCCAUAACGAUCUCAAUUGAUGAUGGAAUUUGGCCAAACGCAACGAUAUCAGACUUGGCAAAACUAAAGCCUACAUUUAAGAAAGAUGGGACAACCACUGCUGGUAUUAUUGUUUAUUUAUUUAGUCUCUAAUUAUUUUUUCUUUUGCAUGCACUAGCCUGUGAUUCUUGAUUAUCUUGCUAGCAAGACGAUUUGCUCUAAUGAUAUGGUCGUGGUCUCACCUGAUGUUGGAGGGGUGGCCAGAGCACGUGCUUUUGCAAAAAAAUUAUCUGAUGCGCCUUUAGCCAUUGUGGAUAAAAGACGGUAUGGGCACAAUCUUGCUGAGGUGAUGAAUCUCAUUAGUGAUGUUAAAGGAAAAGUUGCAGUAAUGGUGGAUGACAUGAUUGACACUGCUGGUACUAUUGCAAAAGGUGCAGCUCUGUUACAUGAGGAGGGGGCCAGGGAAGUCCAUGCUUGCAGCACUCAUGCUGUUUUUAGGUAAUGGCUUCAUCUAUGGUGUUUGAUCUUUGCUUUGAUCUCUCUAAAUGCAUGCCCAAAAAUUUCUGUGUUUUUCCAGAUUUGAUCAUUAUACAUUUUGAUCGAAGUUCCGUUUCUUCAUUACUUUGGAGAAAGGGGAAAUUAAGAGGUGUUGGGUUGUGACUUUUGAGGUGCCAUUUCCUGAUUUUCAUGUGAAUGGGGGCAGGAUGCCAGGAUUUUUAUUUUAUUUUUAUAUAAUUUUUCUACUUAUUAAGAAGUUUCUGGUUUUAGUGAAUGGUACAUAGAUGGGGAACUAUCUAUAUCAUC